This is a messenger RNA of Nymphaea colorata (pocket water lily), 1050 nucleotides long. RefSeq lists its product as uncharacterized. The record is from RefSeq and is a predicted model, not a curated record. Bases 243 to 779 code for a protein of 178 amino acids. Lineage: Eukaryota; Viridiplantae; Streptophyta; Magnoliopsida; Nymphaeales; Nymphaeaceae. The transcript has 4 exons.
UGCAUGGCGCCUCGUUUCUCGAAAUUUUUUAUACUCGUGAAUCUUUGAUCAGUGUGGUUCAAAAGAUUGUGAAGUUUUCACGCUGUAAUCUCUGGAGUGGUCUCCUGACAAGCCCGCUUAUCCAGAUAAAUGAGAUAUCCCUGGAGAUCGCACCUCCCACCGCCGGGGAAUAUCGGGAUAAGUAGGGGACUGGCCGUUUCACCCCACAAAUAACCUACCCAUCUGGAUUCGCCCCACCAAAAAUGGCAAACGACGGCGAGAAACGUGAAGGGAGGGAGGAAGAUGAGAGGUUCAAGACAUUCACUCCAAUUAUUCCAAGAUUGGAACGACUCGAUUAUCUGAUGAGACGUUUGGAAGAGAAGCAGAAGCAAAGGCAGACGCAGCAGCGAGGCUCGAGAGGCGAGCGGGAGCGGGAAAGCUCGACGCAGAGCUCUCGAGCGCACCACCAAAGGACUCUGUCUUCCGCGGUUCAGGAGGUGCAGCAGAAGGGCUCUCUGUUGGACCGCAUCGCCUCGCUGGAGAACCGUCUGCUCCAGUUAAGUGUUGAUAUGGAAGUAAGCAGUUCGUCUUCUAGCUCCUCAACGGUGCACAUGUCAGGGUGGUCGUCCCGUGAACUCGGCCAAGAGAGAAGAAACACUGCCUGUGCCAUCAGCCCCUCCUAUAGAGCCAAGAAAAACUCCGGCCAACGCAAAACAGGCACAGGUAACCCUAAACCUAAGAAAAGCCAUGUCGAGAGAGAAACGCAGUUCAGCUCAAAGAAUUCCUGGCAAAGCCCAUAGACGGUGAUGAAUGGAGACACAGGAGAUGGUUCAGUAUGGGCUGCUAAUCCAUGUAUCUCUUCUUCCCUUCCUCGCCUCUUCUUGUGCAUGAUACUUUUUUUUUCUCUACUACAAGCCUGAAGGUGAUUGUGGGUUGUCUAGAUCAACCGCAGUUCUUGUAAGAUAAGAAGAACAAUAUCGUUGAGGCUUAAUAUUACGUGCAUAUGGAGACAAAGAAUGACCAAAGUUGAGGCAGAAAUACUCUCUGCAUGAUCAUAUAUAUAUAUAUAUA